AUGGCAUCUUCUUCUUCUCUUUCAGUCACCAUCUUCCUCUGCAUUUCCUUCCUUUUCUUCUUGUCCGCGUAUGCAAAUGAGGUUACCGUCGGCGGCAAAUCCGGUGACUGGAAGAUUCCUCCUUCCUCUUCUUACUCUUUCAACGAGUGGGCUCAACAAGCUCGCUUCAAAGUCGGCGACUUUCUCGUGUUCAGGUACGAAGCAGGUAAAGACUCGGUUCUGCAAGUGACAAGAGAGUCUUACGAGAAAUGCAACACCACGAGCCCGAAAGCCACUUAUACCGACGGAAACACCAAGGUGAAGCUGGACCAAGCCGGUCCGGUCUACUUCAUUAGUGGAACAGAAGGUCACUGCCAAAAGGGUCAGAAGCUACGCCUAGUCGUCAUCAGUCCUCGCAACUCUGUUUUCGCUCCGGCUCCUUCUCCUACCGAUGGUCCCGCCAUUGCUCCGACUAGUGGUGCUGCUAAGCUCACCGGCGUGUUCGGUGUCGUUGUUAGCAUUGUUCUUGGAUUCUGUGCCUUCUUCUGA
This is a messenger RNA of Microthlaspi erraticum, 528 nucleotides long. The record is from the annotation of a GenBank genome assembly. NCBI's taxonomy places the organism in Eukaryota, Viridiplantae, Streptophyta, Magnoliopsida, Brassicales, Brassicaceae.